This is a messenger RNA of Paramecium sonneborni, 1463 nucleotides long. Lineage: Eukaryota; Ciliophora; Oligohymenophorea; Peniculida; Parameciidae. The record is from the annotation of a GenBank genome assembly.
GAGCAAAAUCUGAAUGUCUUUAAAGGAUUUUUAAGUAAUCUCGAAAUUAGGUAAUAAUUGUAUAAACUAACAAUUGUUAGGGGAAGGUGCAUUUUCUUCGGUUUAUAAAGUAAAAAGAUUGGAAGAUGGAUAAGAAUAUGCUUUAAAAAAAGUAAAACUAUAGAACUUGAAUGAAAAAGAGAAGUAGAAUUCAAUGAACGAAGUACGGAUUUUAGCAUCUGUUAAACACCCAAAUAUUAUAUGUUAUAAGGAAGCUUUUAUUGAUUUAUAAAGUAAUUCAUUAUGGUAUGUUAAAAUCAAAAUUUGUUAUUUAGUAUAGUGAUGGAAUUAGCAGAUGGAAGUGAUUUAUAUUAAAAGAUAGUGAAUAGUAAAAAGAACAAUAAAUAGAUUGAAGAACAAACGAUUUGGAAUAUUUUCAUCUAAAUAGUAAGAGGUUUGAAGGCAUUACAUGAAUUGAAAAUACUGCAUAGAGAUCUGAAAGUAUGAACAAUAAUAAUCUUUAGAGUGCCAAUGUAUUUUUAUCUUAAAAUGGAGAUGUAAAGUUAGGAGAUAUGAAUGUUUCAAAAGUGGCAAAAAAAGGAUUAUUAUACACUUAGACAGGAACUCCAUUUUAUGCUAGUCCAGAAGUAUGGAAAGAUUAACCUUAUGAUUAAAAAUCAGAUAUAUGGAGUUUGGGAUGUGUUAUUUAUGAAAUGGCAGCACUGAAGCCUCCUUUUCAUGCAGAAAAUAUGGAAGCUUUAUAUUAAAGAGUAAUUCGUGGAUAUUAUCCUAAAAUUCCUCAGAAUUAUUCAUAAGAUCUCAAUAAUGCUAUUAGAUCAAUGUUGUAAGUAUAACCACAUCUAAGACCAAAUUGUGAUAAAUUAUUGCAAUUUCCAUCAAUAUUAAAAAGAUAAGAUGAGAUACCUUAACCUGAAUAAACAGAAAAUGAACCUAAUACUUUAUUGUAAACUAUAAAAUUUCCAAAGAAUUACCAUUAUUUUACAUCUAUGUUACCAAAACCUUGUUAUGAUUUCAUUAAUAGAAAAUAAAUAAAAUCAUUGCAUUCAUAAUAAGCCAGUCCUAACCCUAGAUAAAUAAUGAGUGUAAAUGGUAGUUAUGAAGAUGUGUCUAGUUAACAGACUAUAGAGAAAGGGAGUGUUAAUGUUGUAAGUAAAAAACCUAAUCAUCCUGAAAUUCUUAUGAUACUCGAUUAAUAAAAUAAAGUAUAAUAAAAAAGAUUUAUAUAGUAAAUUCGAAAACCAAUAAUGAAGAUUCGACCUAAUAGACAUCAAAGUUAAGCAGAAGUUAGUUUAUUGGAUGUAAUAACUCAACAGUAAUCUAAAAUCUCUUUAGAAAAUCACAAGUUACCAAUUUUAGAAGAACUAUCUCCGAAUAAAAGAAAAAUAAGACCAAAUAAAAAUAGAAAUCAAAGUUUACCAAAUGCUAAUUUACUCCCACUUAUUCAAGCAAAUGUUUUAAAAUGA